Molecule: messenger RNA, 505 nt
Organism: Marmota flaviventris (yellow-bellied marmot)
Lineage: Eukaryota; Metazoa; Chordata; Mammalia; Rodentia; Sciuridae
Gene: Ccl25
Product: C-C motif chemokine ligand 25
Biological process (GO): immune response
Cellular component (GO): extracellular region
Molecular function (GO): chemokine activity
Source: RefSeq, a predicted model, not a curated record
AUGAACCCUUGGAUCCUUGCCAGCCUGGCAGCCUGCUUUUUGGGGGCCUGGGUCCCUCCCAUCCACACCCAAGGGUCCUUUGAAGACUGCUGUCUGGGUUACUACCCCAAACCCAAGUUGGCUGUGCUCCGUCGCGCCAGGUUUUUCCGGAUCCAGGAGGUGAGCGGCAGCUGCAACCUGUUUGCCAUCAUAUUCUACUUCCACCAACCAGGUAAAACGGUGUGCGGGAACCCACGGGACAUCAGGGUACAGAAGGCAAUGAGAUGGGUAAAUCCUAGGCUCAAGGUCUCCCAGAGGUCUGACAACCGGCUAACCAUCCAAGACUCUCAGGCUGGGAGGAAGAAACCGAAUACUUCAAAAUCCCGGCGACCAUCGUCCAGGCCGAAGCAUCUCAGCAGCAACAAUAGCAGCAGCAGCAGCAGCAGCAACAAAAGAAAUGCUUCCCUAAACUGAUCCAGCCCCCAAGGCCACUGCAGUCCCACCUCUAAUCCCUCCUGCAGGGCCG